Uncinocarpus reesii 1704 is the source of this 2967-nucleotide messenger RNA. RefSeq lists its product as uncharacterized. The record is from RefSeq and is a predicted model, not a curated record. Bases 1 to 2967 code for a protein of 988 amino acids. The transcript has a single exon. Lineage: Eukaryota; Fungi; Ascomycota; Eurotiomycetes; Onygenales; Onygenaceae.
AUGGGAUCAAACCCUCCGCCGGUCCGUUCGAAACCGACAACUUCAAAGCCGCCCGCGACUUCGAAAUGGUGCAACCGCGCGUUACGACCUCUGACCUCGGCGAUCCUGCGUCUGGAGAAACACUGUAGGACGGCCUCUAUACAGCCAGACGAACUGGUGCCCAAAUCAGCCGACAAUCCUCUGAACGGGUCGAGGUCGAAAAAGGAUGGCGGCCGGACAAGCGGUGGGACGGGGGCGUCAGACUCCGAGUCUGCAAGAGACGAUCCGACCUGGAUACCGGGAAAUGCUGGUGCUGGACGCAAGCGAGUGAAACAUAAAUAUUCUAGCCAUAAGGAAAGCUCAAGGGGCAACCCAAAAAGCCGAUUGAGGCGGUCGAUUCGGAGCCCUGAGGCGGAAAAAUUGCAGCCUGGCGAGUUCACUGUUGCCACACCGUUGAUUUUGGGAAAGAAAAAAUGUGCUGUUGAGGAAAAUCGGCACUUUGGAACGACUUGCCAGGUAGUAGAGCCACGAUUGAACGAAGCAGCGCCUCCGAACCCCCUGAAGAAUAAAUCGAUCCGCAACGGUUAUCCAGCACAUAUACCUGUGGCUGAUAUAGACGUGUACGGCGACCCAUCAUACAUUUCAAUGGUGGGCGGAAUACUCAAUGCAUUUGAUACAUUUCUUAAAAUUACUUCGAUAGAACAAAACCCCCAUCAGGUUAAUCGCGCGCCUUCCCUACUCUCUAUGGCUUUAAACAAAACAUCGGAAUACAUUUUUCACGAGCAAGCCCGCCUAGACAAUGCGGAAGAUAAUAAGGAGGAUAUAGAUGUGGCGGAUAUUUUCUUCACGGAGUUGGAGGAUACCUAUGCCGCCUCAGACCAAGGGUGGAGGCCCCUGAGAGCACUUGUGCGUGCGCAUGGCAUCCGUUUGGUUUGCGAAACUAUCCGAAAGAGAUUGAUACAUCCGCGGCUCGGCCGGCAUAUUAUUUCGAAAAUACUCGAGAUACCUGCGAAGGAUGCGGCAAAUGCAGUUUUGGAAGCCUUACUGUCUGUUGUUCCGGCAUUACCACCUCCUAAAUCAUUGGAUAGCGCGCUUCUUGUCGAACAAUUACAUGUUUGGUCAUUGGGUAUCUACAUGAGAGACGCGCCCAGUUUGACGGUGUUUUCCCGCGAGAUUUCACAUCUCUUGCUUCGUGGCGUUGUUCCAGCGGAAUGGAUGGCGACAACUUCGAUGAAAUCGUAUCUGGUGGACGCUAUUCAGUCAACUGUAUCCAACGAUGAGCAUUCUGCAGCUUCUGUUAAGUUUCUUAUGGCUGUGCUGCAGGCGUCUUUAGCACCGACGAGGCCUACUGAGAAUUCGCCGGCAAAUCUAGACCCGCGAACAGCGCCCAGUUUUGCGCCUACAUCCCAAUUAAAUCGAGAAGGGUUACGUUCGACGGAAAAUACAAGCGACCAGAUGCGUGCCAACAAUAAACUUAUAGCUGAUGCGUUGAACAAUACUAUUUGCAGUAUACUUACGGUUUUGUGUAGUGCACACGUUGCUCGUUUUCGAAGCACACCGUCCACCGACUCGCCUAUGUGGCACAUCGUCACCUAUCUGUCCACUGUCGCGCAAAGAUGCACAGCGAACGGGAAGCUGGACAAGAGAAAGGAUAGCUUGGGCGCCCAACAAAUUCGAAUAGGAUAUAUUCUAAUCGCACAAUACUUACUUGAACACAUUGAUCCCCCAGGAAGUGCUUCGAAAGAUAGAUGGGAAGCCGCGCCAGGGCUUCUAAACGGUAUUGAACACUUAAUCCGGCUCAGCCCCAAUCGAAACGAGCUUCUAACGGGAUUCUCGUCUUUUUUUCUCCAAGUGGCUCGUUGUCUGAGCCGGGGAGAAGGAGAGGAUGGGUUUACAACUAUCAAAUCAUUAACCACGCUUUUUGAAUCGUCAAGGCUUCGAGCAUAUCCGGCCUUUCGCGCUUCUCUGGCCAAGAUAGCGGUGGAUUUAGCGCUCAAUUUUGCCGAAACUACUUGUUUACGCUGUCAUCACGAAUGGGCUAGCGACCUUCAGGAAAGGGUGGCUGAUCUUGAUCUUGAUGAUAAGGGGCUGGAACCCCUCACUCCUUCGUUGUGCUUUACGACCACCGCAUUUCGGUGGGAAGACGGGAUUGGAGAGUGGGUUGCCAGGACCCCUUGCGUGAAUCGCAAUACUUUCAAUCGGGGAAAUAGUCUCAAGGGCCCUCACCAGCCGCGGAACCUAUCAAAUGAGAAAGUUGUCAAAUCUUCUACCACGAGUGACGACAGUGAUAGUGAGUAUGAUAGUAUGAGUGACUCCGGCUCUACUGCUGGUAGGUCGGAAUCCAGCGUGAUAUCGUCGAGUUGUUCGCCUCCAUUACUCUCACGAAAAAGGAAAUUUGGCUCGAAUAGCUGCGGGUUUACGGCCGACGACCAUAUUGAUGUGAUAUCCGGCACAACGCCUACUAUGAAGCGGUGGCGGAACAAGAACCGUAGUCGAUGGGACGUUUAUGUUGAUCUCACAGAUGGAAAAGUCCGUGGCCCGGUGACGAGAAAUCAAUGUGCGCUACAGGAAAGCAAGAAAACGAAUAACAAAGCUCGAGCCAUUGCUGUUUCUGUUGCGGUGCCGCCGGUCAAUCCACUAAAGCGUGUUGAUUUCGAAGUCGUCAUCCACGUCAACAAAAGCGCCUUAACUCCAACUCCAAUAGCAUUUAGCGAUAUCGAAGAAGAAAAUGACGUGAAGGAAGCAGAAGAAGAAACAGAAAAAGGGGAGGAGGAGGAUGAUGAUGUUAUCAGCGCAAGUGGUCCAACACUCUCUCAACGUUUCCGAGACGACAAACGCCGCCUUUCACAUCUAGUACCUGUACCACAGCCUAAAGCCUAUGCGCGUCGCCGUUCUUCUGCAAGACUAGCUGUAAAGAAUCAGCAGAGGAAGGUUAUACCUUGCUCCGACUGCGAGGAUUCUAGCGAUGACGAAUUGAGCUUUCUUUGA